Polyodon spathula (Mississippi paddlefish) is the source of this 4792-nucleotide messenger RNA. It is a transcript of the gene gpr37a, whose product is annotated as G protein-coupled receptor 37a. The record is from RefSeq and is a predicted model, not a curated record. Lineage: Eukaryota; Metazoa; Chordata; Actinopteri; Acipenseriformes; Polyodontidae. Gene Ontology annotation, molecular function: prosaposin receptor activity; G protein-coupled peptide receptor activity. Gene Ontology annotation, cellular component: plasma membrane; signaling receptor complex. The coding region runs from base 498 to 2432 and encodes 644 amino acids. The transcript is spliced from 2 exons. Gene Ontology annotation, biological process: adenylate cyclase-inhibiting G protein-coupled receptor signaling pathway; positive regulation of MAPK cascade.
CCAUUUCUUAACAACGUUUCAUCGAGAUACACACAGAUCGCAGCCCCAGAGGGAGCAGGACGCAUCUUUGAGCACUUCCCCGUUUAAUAAAUACAUAUUCUCUGUCUGUUCCUUCACAACCGGUCUGUAGCCACAAACGCUCAUCGCCGCACGUUCAGUGUAAUCCAAGCGAGUUCAAAAUGCUAUAUCUAAUUACCGGACAAACAGUUUAAUCUAACAAAAAGCAACUUCACAAGGUAAAGGUUAUUUUUAUUUUUUUUCUAGGAACUUCUUGAGGUGACAACUGCGAUUUAAUUACACCGUCCACGAAAUGUGCGCGUUAGGGACAGUAUUUUCUGCAAGGAUGUUAGCACAGCAUUCAAUUUGCUAAUGGUCAAGAUUAGAAACGCAGUAAACAGCUAUAGGCUUCUCUAAAGCUUGUCUUUAAUGGGAAGGCGGUCUUGGAUUACUGUCUGUACAAACCUUCAACUUCAGACAUCUCAAACGGAGCUGUAAUCAUGCAGUCACUACUGCUAAAGCCUCUUCUUUUUCUCGUGUGGAGUCUUGAGGCUUUAGCUUAUCGACAUGAUGAGAAAUUAAGAACGAUCAAUAGGAGCAAUCGUCACAGUCACCUUUCUGCAAGGUAUGUUGUAAAUUGUUCUGAUUCAGAAUUGCAUAGGAAAUGGCUGAUAAUCUAUGGGAAAAUAGCGAAGGACAGCAGCCAUUUCACAGGGCAUUCUACAGGUGGUUCUUUGGAGAUAAUAAAAAAAUGUUUGAGAAAAAAUAAUGCCUCGUCGUUUGAAAGGACAUUGCAAAUUAAAUCCAAAGGUUUGACGAUCAGCCGAGAAAAUGUGCAUUAUCACUCUGCUGCUAACAUCAUCAGAGCCUUCCCAGAGAAAUCGCCUGCAAAACUACACAGGGGACUUAAGUACCAUCGCAUAGAAAAGUUCAAUUCCAACCUGGCUGCCACGGAAACACAGAGAGGAUACAAUUACUCGGAGCUUCAAUUUGAUUCAAAGGGGCAUGAAUUAGUUUUGCAAGGAGCGAGCAAUCAAAGACGAAAAAGGGGUGCCGCCAACACAGAAAAUGACAAGAAAAAUGGGAAAAGCAGAAACAAAAAGCCAAGGAAUAAAGGCCACGCAUCAGCUCAUUUAAAUGGUUCUACUGAGGUAACCCUUACAUGGGAAAACCGCAAACCCCUACCACUUAACGACUCCGCUGAUUAUUCAAAUGACUAUACCAGAAGUGAUGGACUGUACACACUGCCAGAGGACAUGUCUGUAACCCCUCCGAUGCCGUUUAAUACACGGGGAAGAAAAAAUGAGCUGAAAAACCCGUUUUACCCAUUAACAGACUUAACUUAUGGAGCAUAUGCAAUCAUGUGUUUGUCUGUGGGUAUAUUUAGUGUUGGUAUAAUGGGGAACAUUGCAGUUAUGUGCAUAGUCUGCCACAACUACUACAUGAGGAGUAUUUCUAAUUCGCUUUUAGCCAACCUGGCGUUUUGGGAUUUUGUGAACAUCUUUUUUUGUUUGCCCCUUGUGAUAUUCCAUGAACUUACGAAGAAGUGGCUAUUGGGGGAGUUCUCAUGCAGAAUCAUACCAUACAUUGAGGUGGCCUCGCUUGGAGUUACUACUUUCACAUUGUGUGCUCUCUGCAUUGACCGAUUCCGUGCUGCAGCAAACGUGCAGAUGUACUACGAGAUGAUUGAAAACUGCACUUCCACCACAGCCAAGCUAGCAGUUAUCUGGAUUGGGGCUCUGCUGCUGGCCCUUCCUGAGGUGCUUCUUCGUCAGCUUGUCGUAGAUGAUCCUGCAGCCACUGGUACUGCAGCCUCCGGCUCUGCGGUGACUAGUUCCUCAGCAGAAGAGCGGUGUGUGGUUAAAAUCUCCCCUGAGCUUCCUGACACAAUCUAUGUUCUUGCACUGACGUAUGACGGUGCCAGGCUGUGGUGGUAUUUUGGGUGCUAUUUUUGUUUACCAACGCUCUUCACUAUUGGCAGUUCUCUUAUAACAGCAAGGAAAAUCCGAAAAGCAGAGAAAGCCUGCGUUAGAGGAAACAAGAAACAAAUUCAGCUGGAAAGUCAGAUGAACUGCACAGUGGUGGCCUUAACCAUUUUGUACGGCUUUUGUAUCAUUCCUGAAAAUAUAUGCAACAUUGUCAUGGUCUACAUGUCCACAGGGGUCCCUAAACAGACUACAGACCUUCUUCAACUCAUUAGCCAGUUUCUUCUGUUCUUCAAGUCAGGCGUGACCCCGGUACUUCUCUUCUGCCUUUGCAAGCCUUUCAGCAGGGCCUUUGUGGACUGUUGCUGCUGCUGUUGUGAAGAAUGUGUCCAAAAGUCUUCAACUGUGACGAGUGAUGACAAUGACAAUGAGUACACUACAGAACUUGAACUGUCUCCUUUCAGCACAAUACGGCGUGAGACGUCUGUUUACACCCCUACCCAUUGCUGAAUCGCACACGCACUUUGUUCACUGAAACAAUACCACCUACCCUGAGAAAUGCAUAGAAUUCAUAAACAAUCUUUAAUACAAGAGUUUACUAAUGAUUCGUUUUUAUAAUAACCUUCUUUAAGUUACGUUUCAAGUGGAAACAAAACACGUUUUAAGAAAUGUAAUAAUCUUGAAACAUUAGCGCUUUGAAAAUAUUUCUACACUUGUAUAGUACAAUACUGUAGGUGAUCAUUGGCUGGUCGUGAUGUAAUUGAUAUGUUUUUCGAUAAUGGUGAUUCUUGUGAGUCAGUGAUGAAGUAUUUGUAGAUCCCCUGAUAUGUGAGUUUUGAACCAGUAAAUUGAAUCCACUAUUGUAGCAGUUAACAUGUAAAAGUAUGCUUAAAUAUCACAAUUGAGUCAGUACAAUAAGUGUUUGUUUGCUAAAAUGUGUUUUCAGGAGAAAAAAAAGUAAGAAAAGUUGAAUCUGCCGGGUCAGUUUCUGGGAGGGUUUUAAUUUGUUUUAGAGUAUGUAAGUAGUAAAUAGUAAUAACAGCCUGGGAUGGAUGCAUCUGUUUUUAGUUUGGAAAACCAAUGUAACCAAUGUCAUUUUUGGUAUUACUGUACCAUAUUUAUCACAUUAAUAAUUUAAAGUCUGGAACACAAAAAAUAAUAAAAUCCUUAGGCUUAACCUACUGUAUUUUACUGUGUCAGUAACUUUACACGACCAUGAGAAGACUUGAAUAUAAAUCCUGAAAGCUGUACCCUAAUCGGUAUAGAUCGCUUUCAUAUGAUGAAUCCUUGGUGUUACUCUUUUCUAACAUUUGUAUUUAUGCAAACUAAAAACUGCUGUUCUUUAUUCUUUUAAUGCAUUAUUCAUUUUGUGAACUUACCAACGUCCUGCUCCUUCUUAUAAGUAACUAAUGUCAAUGAAAGGUAAAGCAACAGAUGUCUGUUUGUCAGAGAGAGAGGCUGGUAAUUGCACAGCACUGCUCGUUUCCAUGAAAAGCAGGCAGAGUAGUAUUCCCAUCAAUUCAAGAAAACCCCAGGGUGUCAGACUGGAAAUCGAUGAAGUGAUACACACUAAACAAUUUUUUUUUAGUCUGUAUACCAGUAUGUUUACAGGAAAAGCUGCUAUCAAUUUGCUAUUAAAGAUAAAAACACAUUUAUGUCUUUGUGUAUACAAAAGUGCUUUGCCAAUUCGAAAGCUUAAUUCCAGAGGUUGCAAAAGGAAAUUUACAAUAGUAUAGAUUGUUCUAUAAUGAAUACACAUUGGAAUGGGUGCUCAUUUGCUAGGGUGGCAAGACAAAUGGACAGAAAUCAAGGGGCGGCUGUUGGAGAUGGGUGAAAAGCUGAAGAGUUGUCCAGUCAGCCAAAAACAAAACAAAGAAAAACGGUUUCAUAAAGACCAGCUAGUGCAUCCUGGGUAAACAAUUUUGAAGCAAAUCUAUACUGUAGUUGAGCAUUGCCGAGUAAGCAGCUAACCUGCUAUUGUCAAGUGAUACUACUACAGAAAAAAGAAAGGUUGUAGUAACUAUUAAAAUCUAGCUGGCCAAGGAGGCAGGUGGCAUUUGAGCAGCAUGUGGUAGACAUUUAAUUAUGCCUGUAAAAUUACUGUCCGUGAGCAGGGAAGGGCUGGUGAAACAGGAAAGGUUGACCUGUACUGAGUGUUAGAUGGAAGUCUGACCACCUGCUGCUUGGAGACCUGCUGCUUUUAGUCUCCUGUUUGGAACAGAGAUGGUCCAGGAGAUAGCAGAUGUCAUUUCGACAUGCUGUUAGGAUUAGGUGGGGUAAAGGCUAUGAGAGUUUAUUUUACUUUGAGAGUACCACUAAAGGUGGUAUCGAAUAUCAUCUUUCAUUUUACCUGUGUUGUCAGUAAUAGACCAAAUUGAAAUGAUCAUGAAUAGUUCACAAAAUUUAAUCUAAAGGCAGUAUAUACAGGUUGUGUUUGUGAAUGGAGCCUGGUGUCUCCACAAUUACUUUAAAAAAAAAAAAAAAACAUUUUACAUCCUAUCAUUUCUGCAUGUCUUUGGGACACAGCAGAAGAUCAGUAAAUGCUAUGCUUCUGUUUAUUGGAUUUUAUCAUCUCACACAGGCAGAAACAGCAUUGUGAAAUUAUUCUAAUGUAGUUUGGUGGUUUACUAGCUUUUACUAGGGCUAUCCAUGGUUAAUUUUGUUUUUAUUAGGCAGUAAACAGUGUGCACCAGUCACACAUUGUGGGCGUAUUUAUUUGGUUUAAUUUUUUUGAUAAAUACCAUAAUUCUAAUAUCUACAAAAACCUGCACACAGCUGGUGUAGCUGUUGAUCUUAAAUAAUGAAGUAUUUAGUUGGCUAUGACUAAAAUCAUCUGUAACAAUAUAAAAACUAUGUCUGGUGUUUGAUUA